Molecule: messenger RNA, 1017 nt
Organism: Candida tropicalis MYA-3404
Lineage: Eukaryota; Fungi; Ascomycota; Pichiomycetes; Serinales; Debaryomycetaceae
Exons: 1
Coding region: 1-1017 (338 amino acids)
Biological process (GO): transcription by RNA polymerase II
Cellular component (GO): nucleus
Source: RefSeq, a predicted model, not a curated record
AUGAAGACAGAAAAUGGAUUAACUGAUUUAUCACAACUUGAUAAAGAAGACGUUGAUCGUGCCUUGAGAAUAACAUCUAAUGAUGAUUUAUUUGAAAAUGACCAAAGAGAUAGAAAAGUUAAAUUUGAUGAUAAUAUUAAAACAGUAAAUGAUGAAGAUGUAAAUGAUGAAGAUAAAAUUGAGUUGGAUCCAAAUGGUUGGGAAGAUGUUGAUGAUAUAAAUGAAUUAAUCCCAAAUGCAAAUAGUAUAGCUCCAGAAGGUUAUCAACUUAAUCAAGACAACGACGACGAUGAUGAUGAUGAAGAUAAUAAUAAUACAGUUCAUUUUACUAAACCAAAACAAGAUGAUUUAGAUCUUAAUGAUCCUGAUUUUUUUGAUAAAUUACAUGAAAAAUAUUAUCCUGAUUUACCAAAAGAAACUGAAAAAUUAUCAUGGAUGACUCAACCAAUGCCAAAACUUACAACAACUACAUAUGAAUCAAUAUCAGAUAUGAGAUUUGAUUUUAAAGGUAAUUUAAUUGAAUUAAAUCUAGAAGAAGAAGAAAAGCAACAACAACAAAAUGAAUCAAUUAAUAAAGAAAUUCCUACAUAUUUUGGAUUACAUCAUCAUUCAGAUAAUCCACAUAUGGCAGGUUAUACAUUAACUGAAUUGGCCCAUUUGGCAAGAUCAACAUUAGCUGCUCAAAGAUGUAUAAGUAUUCAAACAUUAGGAAGAAUUUUACAUAAAUUGGGAUUACAUAAAUAUAGCAUACUUCCAAUAUCUGAUCAAGAUGAACCAAUAAAUGAAGAAUUACAACAAUUAUUGAAUAAUUUUGAAAAUAUGAUGUGGGAUUUAAUUGAUGAAUUACGUAUAAUUGAAACAAUAACUGAUGCUGCUGAUGAAAAGAAAACUACUAAUUUAUCAGUUAGAAAUUAUGCUAUUGAAGCAUUAUGGUUAUAUAAAUCUGGAGGUGGUAGACCUAAACAAAAUUCUAAAAAUGAAUUAGAAGUAAUUACAGAAGCUGUUCAACAAUUAUAG